AUGGCGCCGGGGAACGUGGCGAAUCGUUUGUUGGGAUUCAUAUCCACGAACUUGAAGAAAACAAAACGGCAAUCGAAGAGACUUUCAUCUCGCUUUGUUGUUGGGAAAGAUGAUGAUUUUGAAAAGGAGAAUUUGAAUCUUUCGCGUUCGAAGUCUUUGUCCCCGAAAGAGCGGGAGACAAAGACGACCGAGAAGAAGCGCGCGCGCGAUGAUGCCUCGGUGGUGCGCGAAAUGCGAGAGUACUUGACGAAGCGGGUGAAAGAGGAAGACGGAGGAAAGCGAGAUGAAAAAGGGUACGUGGAAUACUUGGAAUACUUCGAAGCCGCAGAGAAUGUGGUUCGAGAGAAUGAGCGAUUGCGGGAGUUGCUCGCGAAGAAAAACGGCGGAACUGAAACGGACGACGAAGAUGUUCCCGAAUCGGGAACGAACGCGAGUGAAGAGGAGCGGGAACGAGAUGAUGUGAAAGCAUCAACAGAAGGCAAAAAAAAGGAAGAAGUGUCGCAGCCGCCGAGUAGUUUGUGGAACGUCGUCGUACAUAGCGACGACGUAUUCAAAGCGCACAUUCUUCCGAAAUUAUAUGGAAUGCGCACAUCUUUCCAAAGUUGA
Molecule: messenger RNA, 606 nt
Organism: Bathycoccus prasinos
Lineage: Eukaryota; Viridiplantae; Chlorophyta; Mamiellophyceae; Mamiellales; Bathycoccaceae
Exons: 1
Coding region: 1-606 (201 amino acids)
Source: RefSeq, a predicted model, not a curated record